CCCAAAAAAAUCCAUGAAAAAUCAAAAACCAUAGCAAAGUCGUUAAAAACUAAUGAAAUUGUAAAGCAAUUCAAACGCUUUCAUAACAUCAACGCUCAAGAGCAAAACAAAAAUUAAAAAAUUCAACAAAAACAAAAAAAAAAAAAAUUAAGCGCUAAAAAGACUUGGCUAAUCUUAUUAAAAUGAGUCGCACGCACAUAUCGUCCGGCAUAAUGAGUCGCAUGCGAGUUUUCGAAAGCACAGAUUCUACGGCCACCACCACCACUGACAGUCCGACCAAGCGUUCAACAACGGUAACAUCUGCGUCAACAACAACUCAAUAUUCACCAAUAAAGCUAUCAGCAUCCUCCAUCUCAUCCACAACAUCAACAACAACAACAACAGCGGAAAGGAUUAUACUACGUGAAGCUGAAUCCAUUUCGGCUGCUGCUGGACAAGAUUGGUUUGAGCAUAAGCGUCAAGCGAUUAGAAACGCAUUUGCAGCGAACGAGCGCACCACAACAACAAUAACGAUGAUGAUGUCGUCGCCACCGCCGACAGUACAAAAAGAUGCCGACGGCCUUAUAUUGCCACGGAAAUUGAUAAAUCCAUGUUUAGAGUCCAACGAACGACAGCAACUGCAUCGGGAGUUGAAAUUUAAUAAUAAAAUUGGUAAAAGUGUGCUGAAUCAAAAAACCGAACUACAGCGUGCAUACGAAAAGCAACGCGAACGGCAACAACGCCAACAACAACAGGAGGAUCUCUCACCCACCGCCGGCCUUAAAGCUGAACUGAAUCGUGUGAUAAUGGAGCGUGCGCAAAAGCACGAACGCCAAGAGGGUGGCGACGAUGAGGAGGAUAAACAAUAUGUGAAUCCUGAAUAUUUGAAUGCGCGAGCGAAACUGCGUCAGCAACAACAACGGGCGAACGAAAUGAAAUAGAUGGGGCUAAUGUGUGGGAGGGUGGGAACAAAUAGAAGAAAACCAAAACCAAAAAUAAAAAUAAAAAUAAAAAUAAAAAUAAAAAUGGAAAUGAUAAUGAAAAUG
Messenger RNA from Ceratitis capitata (Mediterranean fruit fly), 1025 nucleotides. Its product is annotated as myotubularin-related protein DDB_G0290005. The record is from RefSeq and is a predicted model, not a curated record. Lineage: Eukaryota; Metazoa; Arthropoda; Insecta; Diptera; Tephritidae. The transcript is spliced from 3 exons. The coding region runs from base 183 to 920 and encodes 245 amino acids.